AAAACUCUAAUAAAACCUCUGCGGACGUCUCUUCGUCCACAGGGAGAGCGGGAGGCAGGGGGAGAGGGAGGGAUCCGAACGCAGAUGAAGGAGAAACCGAAGUCCUGAAUCUCUCUUAUUUGGCUUUCUCGGACUCCGAGAAACUCCAUGGAACCAAGCCCCUCAGCUGCUCUCUGAAUCCAGCAACUGGGAUGCCUCAAUCUCAACCUUCCGUCAUCCUAGCCACAGCGGGUUACGACCACACGAUCAGGUUCUGGGAGGCGCGUAGCGGUCGCUGCUACCGAACCCUUCAAUACCCAGAUUCUCAAGUCAACCGCUUGGAGAUCACUCCCGAUAAACAACGUAUAGCUGCGGCGGGCAACCCUCAUAUUAAGUUGUUCGAUGUCAACUCCAACAGCCCUCAACCGGUGCUUACCUAUGAUUCCCACACUAAUAAUGUCAUGGCCGUUGGAUUCCAAUGUGAGGGAAACUGGAUGUAUUCUGGUUCUGAAGAUGGUACCGUAAAGAUUUGGGAUUUGAGGGCACCUGGUUGCCAGAGGGAAUAUGAAAGCCGGGCUGCUGUUAACACAGUUGUGCUGCAUCCAAACCAGACAGAAUUGAUAUCUGGAGAUCAAAAUGGGAAUAUACGUGUAUGGGAUUUAACUGCAAAUUCAUGUAGCUGCGAAUUGGUUCCAGAGGUCGAUACAGCUGUAAGAUCAUUGACUGUCAUGUGGGAUGGGAGUUUAGUUGUAGCAGCAAACAACCAUGGCACAUGUUAUGUGUGGCGCUUGUUGCGUGGAACACAGACAAUGACUAAUUUUGAGCCGUUACACAAGCUACAAGCACAUAGUGGUUAUAUCUUAAAGUGUUUACUGUCACCUGAAUUCUGUGAGCCUAACAGGUAUUUGGCCACAACGUCAUCUGAUCAGACGGUUAAGAUAUGGAAUGUUGAUGGUUUUACUCUGGAGCGAACUUUAACAGGACAUCAACGUUGGGUGUGGGACUGUGUCUUCUCAGUCGACGGUGCUUACUUAAUUACGGCUUCUUCAGAUACAACUGCAAGGUUGUGGAACAUGGCAACUGGUGAGGCUAUCAGAGUUUACCAAGGGCACCACAAAGCAGCUGUUUGCUGUGCACUCCAUGAUGGUACGGAAACGUCUCCAUCCUGAAUCAGCAGGUCAUUCAUUGUCAGAACUACUUAGUUGAUGUCUCUUCCUAAUCAGGUGGCUUAGCUGCCACUCCACAGUUACAGACAUCUUGUAUGGAGCAGAAACAGUAAUAAGCUAGUCAGCCCGCCUGGCCUUGCCGGGAAUAAAUCAUUGUAAACAUUUUCAGUCAUUACCAUUUUUGUAAUUUAAAGUUAGUUUGGCUACAUUCUGUUGUUCAUAAUCGAAUUAAAAUUGGAUAGGAAGAUACUGUUCUCAUUGAUUAAA
Nymphaea colorata (pocket water lily) is the source of this 1412-nucleotide messenger RNA. Its product is annotated as target of rapamycin complex subunit LST8. Bases 192 to 1148 code for a protein of 318 amino acids. Gene Ontology annotation, cellular component: TORC2 complex; TORC1 complex. Gene Ontology annotation, molecular function: protein binding. Lineage: Eukaryota; Viridiplantae; Streptophyta; Magnoliopsida; Nymphaeales; Nymphaeaceae. The transcript has 11 exons. Gene Ontology annotation, biological process: regulation of actin cytoskeleton organization; TOR signaling. The record is from RefSeq and is a predicted model, not a curated record.